Molecule: messenger RNA, 1302 nt
Organism: Tetrahymena thermophila SB210
Lineage: Eukaryota; Ciliophora; Oligohymenophorea; Hymenostomatida; Tetrahymenidae
Product: arrestin
Exons: 2
Biological process (GO): protein transport
Cellular component (GO): cytoplasm
Source: RefSeq, a predicted model, not a curated record
AUGAUAGAAAAACAUUUUUAUUAAUAAUCUAAAUAAAUGGGUGUAUUCAAUCCAAAAGAAUAGAGAAAGUAAGUCAGAGGUGGUAUAUAUAUUUAGCUUGAGCAGACAGUGUUUAUGAGUAAUUAAAUUAUCCGUGGUCUAAUUAAUAUUAAUUUAGAAGAACCAUUUUAAGGUCAUGUUUUAUCAAUUACUUUGAAUGGAAAAGAAGAAACAUAAUUCACUAUUCCCAGGUAAAGAAAAGCAGGAAACUAACAUUAAAUAAUGGCUUGUUAGGUUAAGGGUUUUAAUAAUUUUCUAAACUUUACUAUUCCUAUUUAUGACUUUUCUUAAGGGUCUAUGGACCAUAAAUUUAUAAUUCAGCCUUGCUAAGUAGUAAUCCCUUUUGAAUUAGUGAUUGGAGAUAAACUUCCUUCUUCGAUGUAGUAUUCAAAUAAGCCAGAAGAAGUAGAAUGCUCUAUAAAAUAUACAUUAGUAGCAUAGAUAAUCCCAACGGAAGAUAAUUUGAAACCUAUUGAAGGAGUUUAGGAGAUAUUUAUAGGAUAGUAAUUCCCUUCUUACUAUUUGCAUGACAAUUUUACUUCUACUUAAUAACCUAUUUUAUGUGGUUGCUACAAAUCAGGAAGGAUUAUUUACAAUGUCACAACAAACAGCAAUUCUUUCUCUCCUAAUGAACAAAUUAUAGUCAAAUUAGAUGUUGACUUUAAUCAAUACAGAAAAAAAGUAAAAUAUCUAAAUGUCAAAUUAGCGGGUUUACUAACAGUCAAAGUAAAUGAUACUGAUUAUUCAAAAUAAGCAUAAAUUUAUGAAUAAACCAUUAGAGUUGAUGUGAACGAAUAAUCUCGACUACUCAAAGAAGUCUAACUAUCAAUACCUCAUAAUAUCACUCUAUCUUCUCAGAGUUCGCUUAUAAAAGUUGACUACAAUUUAUUAAUUUAUCCUGAAAUAGAUACAUCUUGCGUAGUUUCUUACACAUGUCCUCAUAAAAUAGAAAUAUUCAUGAAUCCAAGUUAAGAUGGUAAUUAGAGUGGUGCUCCUCAAUUACUCCUAAUAAAAAUACCUUAAAAUUGGAAUCCUACUUAAUUGCAACCUUCUGAGUUCAAUGAAAAAUAAAUAUCAUAAAUUAAAGAGUAAUAAAAUUCAUACUUUCAGAAAGAGUCAAAAAAAGUAAAUUAUUCUGAAAUUAAGGAAGGAUAUUAUACAAAUGAGAGUAAACAAACUAAAAAAAUAAAUAAAAUGCCUAAUAUAGUUACUUCUCAAAUAGAUCCAAUCAAUUAGCCACUAAUGACUGAUUAAAACAAAUGA